Molecule: messenger RNA, 2940 nt
Organism: Eremothecium sinecaudum
Lineage: Eukaryota; Fungi; Ascomycota; Saccharomycetes; Saccharomycetales; Saccharomycetaceae
Gene: NMA111
Product: Nma111p
Exons: 1
Coding region: 1-2940 (979 amino acids)
Biological process (GO): proteolysis
Molecular function (GO): protein binding; serine-type endopeptidase activity
Source: RefSeq, a predicted model, not a curated record
AUGACUGUUCCUAGACUUAAGAGAGCGCAUUCAAGCAUGUCAUCGUUUAAUGACCGAUCAUCGAAGAGACAUGAUUCUAACCAUAGCGAAAUGGAUAAUGAAUCCGAUACAGAAAUACCUGAUGUCCAUGAACCAGUGGUAGAUUUAUCUCUCAAUCCUAAAUGGCAAAAUACUAUAGCUGAAGUUGUUCAAGCUGUAGUUUCAAUCCAUUUUUCUCAAGUAGCAUCAUUUGAUUGUGAUUCCGCAUUGGUGUCAGAAGCAACUGGCUUCGUCGUUGAUAGUAAAAUGGGUCUAAUAUUGACCAAUAGACAUGUUGUUGGAGCUGGACCGUUUGUUGGUUAUGCUGUAUUUGACAAUCAUGAAGAGUGUGAUUUGACUCCAAUAUAUAGAGAUCCUGUUCAUGAUUUUGGCUUUUUAAAAUUUGAUCCAUCUAAAAUAAAAUACAUGAAUAUAAAAGCUUUGGAGUUGCGUCCUUCACUAGCUAUUGUUGGAUCAGAAAUUAGGGUUAUCGGUAAUGAUGCAGGUGAGAAGUUAAGUAUUUUGUCCGGCUUUAUUAGUAGGGUAGACAGAAAUGCACCUGACUACGGUGAGCUCUCAUACAAUGAUUUUAACACGGAAUAUAUUCAGGCAGCUGCAUCCGCUUCAGGUGGUUCAAGUGGUUCCCCUGUCGUGAAUAUAGAUGGUUACGCAGUUGCUCUGCAGGCUGGUGGGUCAACAGAGGCGUCAACUGAUUUCUUCUUGCCUCUAGAUAGAAUAUUGCGAGCUUUGCGUUGCAUACAGUCCAACACUCAAAUAACAAGAGGUACUAUUCAGACGCAAUGGUUGUUGAAACCUUAUGAUGAGUGUAGAAGAAUGGGAUUGUCAGCGGAACGUGAAAGGAUUGCGAGGAAGCAUUCCCCUACUAAAAUUGGCCUAUUAGUUGCAGAGACAAUAUUAAGCGAAGGUCCUGCUGAGGGUAAGAUCAAGGAAGGUGAUAUUUUAAUUUCUAUAAAUGACCAGAUGAUAACUUCAUUCAUUCAAGUCGAUUCUAUCUUGGACGAAAAUAUUGGAAAUACAAUUAAGAUAUUAGUUCAAAGGAGUGGCGAAGAUGUUUCCGUUGAAUGUUGUGUUGGUGAUUUGCAUGCUAUUACACCUUCAAGGUAUGUUGAAGUUUGUGGUGCUACAUUCAAUGAACUUUCUUAUCAAUUGGCAAGGUUUUUUGCUAUACCUGUUAAAGGUGUAUUUCUCAGUAGUGCAACAGGUUCUUUCAAUUUUGACACAAAUGAAAAAGUUGGAUGGAUUGUCGAUGAAGUAGAUAACAAACCUACUCCUAAUUUAGAUUCAUUCAUCGAAGUCAUGAAGAAUAUUCCAGACUGUUCAAGGGUUACUGUUAGAUACCAUCACUUGAUUGACCAGCAUUCUUCACAUGUGGCAACAGUUUUCAUAGACCGUCACUGGUUUACCGAAUUCAGGCUCUAUGAAAGAAACGACGAAACCGGUAUUUGGGACUACACCAACUUAGGAAAUGUAAUUCCUUCGCUACCAUUAAAACCACAGUCAGCGAAGUUUAUUGACCUACCAGUUAGUAAUCCAAAACUUGCGAAGUUGUCAAGAAGUUUGGUUACAGUAUCGUCAACGGGACCUAUUCCCAUCGAUUCACUUGAGCCUGAACAGCGGAAGGGAUCUGGUCUUAUUAUUGAUACCCAACACGGCUAUGUGCUAGUAUCCAGAAGAAUUGUACCCUACGAUUGCCUUGAUGUUUUUGUCACAUUUGCUGAAUCCGUUAUAAUCCCUGCCUCCGUGGAAUUUUUGCAUCCAACUCAGAAUUAUGCUGUUGUUAAAUAUGAUCCAGCCCUUAUUAUAGCUCCCUUGGAAUCUGCGCGAAUUGCAGACGUAAGGUUGAAACGUGGAGAUAAAAUUCAAUUUAUUGGAUGUACCAAUAGCUUCAAAACUGCUUCUUGUGAAACUACAGUUACGGAUAUAUCUUCUUUGAGUAUCCCUUGCAAUAUGGUUCCAAGGUAUAGGGCCACUAACUUAGAAGCAAUCUCUAUCGAAUCAAGUAUCGGAUCAAGAUUCCAGUCGGGAAUUUUGGCUGACGAUGACGGCACAGUUAGAGCCCUUUGGCAAGCAUUUUUGGGUGAAAAACAGGAUGAGAAAGAUAAAAUAUAUCUAAUGGGUUCUGAUCUUGUGGAUAUGGCAGAUGUUAUCAACAUCUUUAGGAAUGGUAAGAAGCCCCGUGUAAGUAUUGUAGAUGCUGGGUUUGGAUCAAUUUCAGUGCUACAGGCAAGAUUUAGAGGUGUUCCUGACGAAUGGAUCACCAGGAUGGAAAAUGAAUCUGAAACUAGGCUACAAUUCAUCGCCGUAACAAGAGUUUCUUAUACUAAAGAAAAGGAAAAGCUUGAAAAUGGUGAUGUUAUUCUCUCGCUCAAUGGUAACUUGGUUAAACACAUGCGGGAUCUACAAGGGAUAGUUACCGCUACCGACGAUCCUCUCGUGGAACAUAUACUUGACUUCAAAGUCGUGAGAAAAGGCAAAAUUGUGGACUUAAAGAUAAAAACAGUAAACAUAGAGGAGACAUCUAAACUGGCUAUUUUUGCAGGAUGUAUUUUGCAAGCUCCUCACCAUGCUGCCAGACAAGCAAUGCAGAAAAUACCAAAUGGUGUAUAUUGUACUUACAGAGGUGAAUCAUCCCCAGCCAUGCAAUAUGGAAUUGCAGAAACGAACUUUAUUACACAUAUUAAUGAGAUAGAGACACCCAACAUAGACAAAUUCCUCGAGGUUGCCAAAACUAUUCCAGACAAUACCUACUGUAAAUUGCGUUUAGCCUCCUUCGACAACGUUCCAUUUGCCAUUUCGCUGAAAACAUCUUACCACUACUUCCCCACCAGCGAACUUGCCAAGGACCCCGUAACAGGAAAAUGGAUUGAACACCAUUACAAUCAGACUCCUGCAGCAAAUUAA